AUGGUCGCCGGUUUGCUUUCGUCUCGUUUCUGUGCUGAACUGAACCGCUGUGGAUGCUUGGGUUUCCCAUUCCAGCUUGGCGCAGCUCUGGCAGGCGGUCACACCGACUGUGUCUUCGACGUCGCUUGGGGGGUGGCCCCGAACGGUUCCAGGCUGCUUGUCUCCGCCUCGCACGACAAGUCUGUGAGAUACUGGAGGGAGGUUGCAUAA
Molecule: messenger RNA, 210 nt
Organism: Symbiodinium sp. CCMP2592
Lineage: Eukaryota; Dinophyceae; Suessiales; Symbiodiniaceae
Source: the annotation of a GenBank genome assembly